This is a messenger RNA of Hyaloscypha bicolor E, 486 nucleotides long. RefSeq lists its product as uncharacterized. The coding region runs from base 1 to 486 and encodes 161 amino acids. The record is from RefSeq and is a predicted model, not a curated record. Gene Ontology annotation, cellular component: fungal-type cell wall. The transcript is spliced from 2 exons. Gene Ontology annotation, biological process: fungal-type cell wall organization. NCBI's taxonomy places the organism in Eukaryota, Fungi, Ascomycota, Leotiomycetes, Helotiales, Hyaloscyphaceae. Gene Ontology annotation, molecular function: structural constituent of cell wall.
AUGAAGUACGGCCUUGCACUUCUGGCUGCGGCCACUGGUGCUCUUGCUGCCGGGAAUGGCACUGUUGCGUACACCACAAUGGUUGUCACAGCCUUGACCACGUUCUGCCCGUACGCUACUGAGCUCACUCACAACGGGAUAACGUACACCGUCACCGAGGCGACUACACUGACUAUCACGGAUUGCCCAUGCACUGUCACUCAUCCAAUGCACACUCCUUCAACAGUCCUCUACACCUCUUGCCCACCGGGCGCCAAGUCCUCCCCAGCAAACGCUCCCCCGGCAUCUACGCCAGCUAACCCACCUUACCCGAAUCCAUUGACCAUCACUAACGCUGCGCCGAUCAUGACACCAAACGGCGGCUUCGCAACUGGAACGGCGGUCUAUCCUACCCAGCCUGCCAUGAUCAUUGGCGCUGCUCGUGCGAACAAGGUCGGCGGCAUGCUUGUUGGUGCUGUGGCUGGUAUUGUUGCGAUGGCUUUGUAA